Messenger RNA from Podarcis lilfordi (Lilford's wall lizard), 8236 nucleotides. Lineage: Eukaryota; Metazoa; Chordata; Lepidosauria; Squamata; Lacertidae. The record is from the annotation of a GenBank genome assembly.
CUUUCCUGGUGCCCAGGGUACCAGCCGCCUCCUCCUCCUCCUCCGCCCGGCCGCCCGGCAACCAUGUCCCAAAAGCGGAGGCGGACAUGGCGGGCACUUUCUCCGCCUUCCCCUUCGACUGGGAGGUGGACUCCCCGACGCUGGUGCCCCGGCAGGGACGCAGGCAUGACUGGAGGCUGAGCAGCAGCGGAGUGGGGCUCAAUUACAGCCCCCCACUGCCCUUCCCGCCGCCCUAUGCACGAGUGAGCCAAAGCUGGUGACUUUAAGGGGGAUGGCUGGUGCAAUUCGGAUUAGUGGAAGCGAUGUGGUUUGUAGCGGGGGACUGACACCCCCUCUCUCUACCUCUAGGCAUAGCUGUCAACGUUUUCCAUUUUUUACGGGAAAUUCCCUUAUUCCGAAUAGGAUUCAUCGCAAGAAAAGGGAAAAGUUGACAGCUAUGCCUCUAGGUCAUGGGUAGGCAAACUAAGGCCCGGGGGCCGGAUCCGGCCCAAUCGCCUUCUAAAUCCGGCCUCCAGAGGGUCCGGGAAUCAGUGUGUUUUUCCAUGAGUAGAAUGUGCCCUUUUAUUUAAAAUGCAUCUCUGGGUUAUUUGUGGGGCCUGCCUGGUGUUUUCACAUGAGUAGAAUGUGUCCUUUUAUUUAAAAUGCAUCUUAUUUGUGGGGCAUAGGAAUUCAUUCAUAUAUUUUUUUCCAAAAUACAGUCCGGCCCCCCACAAGGUCUGAGGGACAGUGGACCGGCCCUCUGCUGAAAAAGUUUGCUGACCCCUGUCUAGGUACUCUGCAGGCGGGCUAAUGCCGCCUGGAACCAGAACUCCUGCGGGAAUAAAUGGGUCUUACGGGGGGCGGGGUCUUGGUUCUAUUUUUCAUCCAUGCACCCAUUUUCCCAUUUCCUGAUGGUUUGUCCCAUUGCUGCUCUUUCCCACACCUCCUCCCUCGCACCCCCGCUUCGCUCAUCGCCAGUCUACGAUCUAUGAGCCGCUGCCCCCGGCAUCUGAGAAAGUCUUCCGAGAUGAGGUCAUCCCACGCUUGACAACCACCUCACAACUCGCUUAUGGCCCGAAAACCCACGGGGGAGUCCUGGCUCACCCCCGCUACUCUGUUGCCUAUGCGCAUUGGGACGUCCUCUACAACAAAGAUUUGAGAGAGAAGGUAAGGGGCAAGCAGGAAGCUCUGAGAUCUGGGAAAGGGAAUAGAAGCCCAAAUGGUCAAUGGGUACAUCCAGAUGGCCAGUGUAUUGAGGAUUUGUCCGCAUUUGUUUGCAGGGGGAUUAGACAAAGUUGGCAAUUUAAUCUGCUUUUGUCAUGAUUUGCUUUCAGGGAGGUCAGAUGGUGUUGUGUCAACCCAAGUGUUAUGGGAACUCCCAGUGUGUUUUUCCCUGUCACUUUGCUUCUUGCAAAAAGUCUGAUCUUUUGCAGAAGCAGGUUUGUUGCGCAAGAGUUUCCAGCCAACUAAACUGCACAACCUGAAUUUGUGACUGAAUCCCACCCCCAAAUAGUGACAGUUCUUGAAGUUCCCUAGGCUUGGUGGCUUUACUGAGGAGGGAAUGGGUGGAAUGAAUCCAGUCUGUAAAUUACAGCCUGGUUCUGUGUGAGCUUACUCAGAAGUAAGUUCAGUUGAGCCUGGGCAUAGUCAGGAUUUAGGGGGGGGGGGGGCCAGGACCGAGCUACCUGCACUGCGAUUGGCCAGUUUGCGAUUGGCCAGUUUGCGGAAGCCAUGCCUAUUGCUCAGUCAGGUUGCCAGUUGCAUCGCUAGAAUGUGUCACAACAUCACCCAAGUGACCUCAGCGAGCAUUUCAGUUUCAAAUAUUCUGAUUAUUUCUACUUUUAGCUAAGUAUUUUUAUUUAUUUACUUGCAGCCUACCUGCUCUGAAAAAUCACAAGCCCCCCUUUCUGUUCAUUCCAAAACAUGACAAUAUUAAGAUGAGAAGCAUCUGCUCUUGUAUGCUUUUCUAGGGUUCCUUUAUUUUAAUUUAAAGAUGUAUGCAAAUAGGUACAGAAGUAUUCACAUGCAUGCCCAGUAAAGUUAAAGGCAAUGGGUGACACACACACACUUAAAAAUCCCACCCCCACAAAAACCCAGUUGGACACAUUCUGUCAAACUCCGCCCACUAGUGUUGAUGAGCAAGCAGUGGUGGAAUAGCAGUGAAUACCUGUGACUGGAAAAAAUGGGGGUGUGUGCCAAAUACAAAACACAAAAAAAUCAGACCUGAGGAACAGGUUUGCUGUAUAAAGCCCCCAUUUAGAAGCACACUGAAUCAGCUGGACAUUCAGGGAGUAAUCUUGAAAUAUCAUCGAUGGAGCCCCACACACCCACACUCUGUGAUUGCAGUCCAGGCAGGAGAAUGGGACAGGGGCGAGGAUUCUGCAGAGUUUCCCAGAAGCCCCUGUUCUUUCUUUUUUUAAAAAUAACUUUUUUAUUCAAAAUUAAAACAAAACAUAUUAUCCAGAAACAUAUCAUCCUUAUUUUCCCUCCCCCAUUUUUCCUCCCUCUCCUCCCCCCCCCCACAGAACCCACCCACCCCCAUCCCCCGACUUCCCUCAGUUCCAGUCUUUGAUUUCUCUAAAAAUGCUGUUUUCUGCAUGUUAUACAGUUGUAUAGAUCCUCAAAACUAUUUAGCUGAUUAUUAUCAAUAAAAAGUUUGUGAAUGUUUAUUCAAAGCCAGCCAAAGAGUCCAGUUCGCUUUGUUGCGUCUUCAAGUACUUUGUAAAGGGUUCCCAUUCAUCUUUAAAGUCACAGUUAUCCUUGUCCCGUAGUUUAUAUGUCAGUUUUGCCAGUUCUGCAUAGUCCAUCAAUUUUUCUUGCCAUGAUUCUUUAGUUGGGGUUUCUUCAGUCUUCCAUCCUUGUGCUAUUAAAACUCUCGCGGCCGUUGUCGCAUACAUGAAGAUGUUUUUCAGCAGAAGCCCCUGUUCAAGGGGAAGAACAAAGGCCCUCAAGUGACAAGGUGAUGGCAAGACAAAUCAUCUUUCCUCCAUGGCUCUGUUUGAAAACACCAGGCUGAAGGAGGCAAACUCCCCGAGGCAAAUGAGGAAACAUUUGCACGAGAGGGUGUCCUUGUGAAGUCAUGGUGACUGUUCCCCCAACCCCUUCUUCUCUGUACCCCUGUUUCUGAUCUUCUCCCCGACAGCUGCAGCUGAGAGCAUGGAGGUUCCCGCUGACCAUGGGCAACCAGAAGAGCGAGACGAGGGAACGCUACCCUGGCUGGCCCAAUCUCCCACAAGAGCCCACCUUCCAUGCUGGGCCUCAGCCAUUUGGCUUGGCUGACCAUCACCUGGAUGGACCAUCCAAGGUAUUUGGUGUUUCUGAAGCAGGGAGAGGACAUCCCCCCUAUGCUGGACAUCUUCUUCCUUUUGACCAAGACAUCUUUGUGUUCUGUUUUAGGUUAACCAGUUGACAACCUCUACCUAAAGGUUGCUUGGUUUUGCAUACCUUACAAACAAUUGCUUGCAUAUAUAUUUAGGGUGUUAGGGGAGGGGGUAGUGCCUUUGGUGGGGGACAUGUGCUACUUCUGGGGUGGUUUGUUCACCUUUGGUCCCCACCUGCACUCAGCUCUCACCUGUGGCUCCUAGAAGCUGUCAGUAUACGACAGUGGCCACACCCCAGGAAUGCCUUUGACUGGCCGGCUAAAGCAGGUGAGGAUUGGCUGAUGGGUCUCAAAGCCUCAGUGAGUUAGGGACUUUAACAUGCAUGCCAAGACAGGCUCUGGCAGGUUGAACAGAUGUGACCAAUCGUGGGUCCAGCGGUCAAGACGGUAGUUUCUGCACCAUCUGUAGAAGGAAGUGAGAGGCAGAUGGGACUUGUCAGACUGGGAAGGUAGCCCAUCUAGGAGAAGAAAAACUGAUCCAAACCUCUGCUGCCUUGUGGGAUAUCUUCAGGGGUAGAAAAGGCUAAGGAGUUGAAAUAUACUCGGAGUCAAGUGUGAAUUUCAUGCUCUUUAUUCAGCUCAUAGUAGCAAUGAAUGAAUCUUUCCCCAAAACAUCUAGCUAUAUAUACAUUAUUUACACAAUGGGCCCUGCGUGAUUGGCUAAUUCCGGGCUGCUCCUGUAGGCCAAUCAGGUUGCGGAUUUACCUCCUCCAGAAGCCUGAUUGGCUCCUCCUGCAGGCCAAUCAGGUCACUGAGUCACUUCAUCCCGGAGCCUGAUUGGCUGCUCCUGCAGACCAAUCAGACUGCUGCAUUCUGGAUCCUAUUGUUCUAGGAUUCAGCUCAGUACAUAACAGGAGUAAAGUAAAUGCUACACAAAUCCAGAGUGGAGUCCUUAAGACAGGUUGUGCACCUCCUUCCGGCAACUCUUGCAGCUCAGCUGGUGCCAAAUGUCUUGCUCUGCUGUCCUUUGGACCACAUCAAUGAGGCCAGGGGCGGGUGGGUCUUGUCAUUUGGGCAGCCCAGGACCUCCAUACACACUGCCCAGGCUUGCGCCCCAGGGAGGUCAAUUUGGCUUCACCCCCAGAGGUGCACUCCAUUGUCUCUUGAGACAGAUGGAUUCCAACAAAAGCUUGCACAUCUUUGUAUGCUACCCAUGGAAUCGGACCAAUCAGUAUCCAUUAUUUCCUGGUGUGUGGGGAAGGUUUGUGCUGUCUGCAUUUAGUGGGAAGGAAGACCUGUGUCCCUCUAGAUAUUGUGGGACCCCCAACUCCCAUCAGCCGCUGCCAAAUGCAGUCAGUGAUGUGAGAGGUGAUGGGAGCUGUUGUAGUUCAACAACAUCUGCAGUUCCUUCUCCAUCUGUGGCCUAAACUGCUUAUAUUUGGGUUAUCCUUGGUGCCUCUGCAGCAAGUUUGAGGUGGGAUUCUGAUCUUGGUAUUGGGCCUCACAUUGGGCCUUCCCUAUCCCUUCCCCAACAUGCCUGGUCUUUUCUUUGACAUCCUUCUUUAUUUUGCUGGCCUGCCAAUCAAAGAAAGCAGGUCAUGUGCUUGAGACCCAAGAGCCCUAACUAAGGCUGGGGUCAAGGAUCUGAGGGCGUUCCCUCCUGAUUCUGGCAGGUUUCCUUGGCAGUGACAGCAGCUACAAGGAGCUACACCCUUUCCUUUCCCCUACAAUGCCCUUAAGACAGCAUUGCUCCAGGGGCAUUGUGGGAAAUUAAAAUGGCGGCUCAGUCAUUGUUGGGCCCUGGGAGGCACUCAAGAACGUUUUUUUAAAAAAAAUAUUUUUAUUUAUUUAUUUAACAUACAUACAAACCAGUAACAUACAUAUACUUGCAAGCAAACAAACCAAAAAAAGGAAAGAAGAUAUAGGUAAAGAAAAAAUGCAUAAAAUAGGUGGAUGGUGUGACACACCCUUGUGACUUCCCUCCACCAGUGCUCAUCAUCUUUAUUCCUUUAAAGUUCUUAUUUACAUUGCAAUUCAUGUAAAUAAUAUAUAAAUACCUUAUAAUAAAUAAAUAAAAUAAAAUAUAUAAUAUAAUAUAAUAUAAUAUAAUAUAAUAUAAUAUAAAUACCUUACUUAUUUUAUUGUACUAUUAUAUUAUCUAAUUCAACUUUACAAGCUUAGUCCAAACAUAUCAGGAUGCUAUCUUUAGAGUAGUAUAUUUAGAGCAGAACUCAUAUGUUCUUCAAACCAUACCCACUGUGACCUUUAUUUCUGAUUUGUUUGAUAUCUUACUACUGCAGUUAAUUUCGCCAAUUCUAUAAAUUCAGCUACUUUGAAUGACCAAUCCUCUUUUGUGGGUGGCACUCAUCAAGAAUGUUGCGUGGUAACACCAGGCUUGGUUGGGGUUGUCCACCGAGGAGUUCAAGAUUUCCACGCACAACAGUGGCUUUGUUCCUUUGCUCUCCGCAGUCCAUUGUGGCCAGCACACGGAAUGAAGAGAUGGCAGGCAAACCCUUCUACAUCCGGGACAAGGCAGUUCUGCGGCUGAAUGACCCCUAUAUCUCUGUCACCAGCCGGGACUUCCAUCCCUUCACUGAGUAAGUAGCACUUCCAAGGUUCUCUCCCCACCCCAGACACCUCUGCCACUGCCUACACUCCCUUCCCACAAUCCUCUAGGGUGCAACUGCGAGAAGUGAGGUUACAGGGAACCAGGCAGAGGGCCUUCUCGGUAGUGGCUCCCUCCCUCCCAUCAGAUGUCAAGGAAAUAAACAACUAUCUGACUUUUAGAAGACAUCAGAAGGCAGUCCUGUUUAGGGAAGUUUUUAAUGUUUGAUGUUUAAUCGUGUUUUUAAUGAGUGGCUGGGGAAACCCAGCCAGAUGGGUGGGGCAUAAAUAUUAUUUCAUUUAUUUAUUCGUCUAUUUAUUGUCUCGUCUCUGAACCCACAUUCCACUCUUUGACCCUUGUUUGCUAUCGCUAGGACAACUUGUUUACAAUGGCACAGAACUUGUAUUUUUUAGGUUGACAACCAUGCCUAAUGUGCCUUGACAGCUGGAUAGCUUAGCUGGCUGGAGUGUUUGUGCUGGCAAGGCUGCAGGUUCGAUCCCCGUCAGGGACAGCUUGUAUCUUCCUGCAUCGUAGUGGGUUGAACUAGAAAAUCCUCAGGGUCCCUUCCAACUCUAUGAUAUCUGUGAUUAUGGCAGAUAUUGGCUGUUGCCCGAUUUAUGUAUGGUAUCCCAUUUGCUGUUGAAAUAACAACAACAACAACAACAAUUUUAUUUAUAUCCCGCCCUCCCCAGCCAAAGCCGGGCUCAGAGUGGCUAACAACAAUAAAAGUAACACAGCAUUCUAAAAUCAAUUCAUUUUAAAAUCAAUUCAAAAUCAUAUUAAUGGCAACCAUUGGGCUAGAGUUCUGUGAGGAUUGCCAAAGGAGGGGGUCAGACUGUGCCUUGGCCAAAGGCCUGGUGGAACAGCUCUGUCUUGCAGACCCUACAGAAAGAUGUCAAGUCCCGCAGGGCCCUAGUCUCUUGUGACAGAGCGUUCCACCAGAUUGGAGCCACAGCUGAAAAAGCCCUGGCUCUGGUUGAGGCCAGCCUAACCUCCCUGUGGCCCAGGACCUCCAAGAUGUUUUUGUUUGAAGACCGUAAGGUCCUCCGUGGGACGUACCAGGAGAGGCGGCACCGUAGGUAUCAGUAUUUUUACUGCUUUUAAUGAAAUACCAGUGAUAAAAGUCUGUGUGCUACCCGAGUGCAGGCAUGCAAAGAAAGUAUGGUGUAUCACAGGAUCAAGAAAAAGGUUCCGUAUUUUUCGCUCUAUAAGACGUACCAGACGAUAAGACACACCUAGUUUUUGGAGGAGGAAAACAAGAAAAAAAAUAUUCUGAAUCCCAGAAGCCAGAACAGAAAGAGGGAUCUGGCUUCUGGAAUAGCCUCUUGCUGUUCUGGCUUCUGGGAUAGCCACCGAAGCCUCUCCUGGGCGCGGCUCUUGGGGGCUUUUCUGGGAGGUGGGGGAAGGGACAGAGCCACUCCCCGCUGCCCUGCGGAGGCUUUGCGUGGCUAAGCCAGAAGCUAGAACAGCGAGAGGGAGCGCUGCACAACUCUCCCUCUCGCUAUUCUGGCUUCUGGGAUUGCCGUGCAGCCUGCAUUCACUCCAUAAGAUGCACACACAUUUCCCCUUACUUUUAGGAGGGGAAAAGUGCGUCUUAUAGAGCGAAAAAUACGGCAAGUUAUUCCCAAACAAUAUCAUAUUCUGCAGUGCCAAGAGUAGCGGUGUGUACACAGGGAGCUCCUUCCAGACAGUGUUCUCUCCUUUAAACUGCUUGGUUUCACCCCACUUUCAGAGAAAUGGACGCAUUUUGAUCCCUCCUCCCUCCUCUCUCUCCUGCAGCAAGGAACGACAAGGCUAUGCUAGGAAGGAUGCUCUCUCGCUCCAGCAGUGUGGCGAAUACCCCGUGAUCCGUGAUCCUGAACCAAUGCGGGACAUCAAGGUGUUCCUCAAAGCAACCCGAGUGCCCCGUCUGGGGCCACACAUACCUGCUGUUCCCCACCGGGGUCUGCUUCCCCUGACCCGAGAAUCCUACCAGCCUCCCCAUGACUACAAGCGCACCUGGGACCGCUUCUGCCCGGUGGAGAAGCCUCCCACGGUCUCCUGCCGGGUGCCUGUGGUGGAGAUCAUGUGCGUUCCUCGCGUGUACGAAACAGAGUAUAAAUGCUACGGGAGUGGCAAGCCCAUGCCGGUGUGAGAGGCCAGGGGCAGCGAGCGUUUUGCAAGGAUCAGGCAGAGCAAACCUAUAGAAUCUAUCUUAUCUAGCAUUUGUGUCCGUUUUGCAGAGAUGACCACAGAGUCUCUAUUGAUAUUGUUAACGCUGCACAUAUGGGCAGCAGUUUGGAUGAAUAAAAGCGAACUCUUCUUUGAAAUAAAAAUUGUCCAGUCCAAAAAUA